Molecule: messenger RNA, 1179 nt
Organism: Caenorhabditis briggsae
Lineage: Eukaryota; Metazoa; Nematoda; Chromadorea; Rhabditida; Rhabditidae
Gene: Cbr-nhr-258
Product: Protein CBR-NHR-258
Exons: 9
Biological process (GO): regulation of transcription by RNA polymerase II; hormone-mediated signaling pathway; tissue development
Cellular component (GO): RNA polymerase II transcription regulator complex
Molecular function (GO): RNA polymerase II cis-regulatory region sequence-specific DNA binding; nuclear receptor activity; zinc ion binding
Source: RefSeq, a predicted model, not a curated record
AUGUCGUCUCCGGAGAGCCAUUUUUUGAUUUGUCGAGUAUGUGACGAUUCGAAUGGUCAACCGCAUUAUGGAACUAUUUGUUGUCCAAGUUGCAAAGGAUUCUUCCGUCGUGUCUACAUGUCAGAAAAGAAGUUCGAAUGCUAUCGUGGUAACAUGUGUGUCAUCGAGAAGGGAACCCGUAAUAUAUGCAGAGCAUGUCGGUACAAAAAGUGCCUUCAAGUUGGAAUGAACGUCAAAGAUAUCCGCGGAAAGUACAAUUCGACCAGCACAGAUUACGAAAGAUCGAGCUCCUCCGCGGAAAGUACUCCAAAGAGCUCAAAGGAUACCGAGUUGGGUGUGUCCGAGGCGAUGGAAAUGGCACAGGUUUAUAUGAAUUUAGAGAAGUAUUGUGAGAACAAUUAUUGUGAAUCUAACAUGUGUCGAGAUGAGGAAAAUUUACUGAUAGACCGAAUGCUGAACAGUAAUGUUCUGGAAUUGAUCCAGAAGACGUCACCACAGUGUCCACGAUUUAAAAGAGAUUGGAAACCUCUGGAAAUUUUGAAUCUUGAGAACUUUUGCCGGAGUUGGUCAAGGUCUAUCGUGCACUUUUUAGAUUUUGCAACUAGAUUUCCAGUUUUUAAUCAACUAUCGACAAGUGAUAAGCGUGCCUGGUUUAUUAGUCGCCUUGCUCCGUGUUCCUUCCUCACAAUGGCUUAUCAAACACGAGUGGAAAUGUGCGAAGGCCUUCUUUUCGGCUGCUCCAAUGUCUAUCCGUUGAAAUCGGAUCGUUGGACUUCUGUAGAAAAUGAGCAUUUGAGAGGAUUAUUCUCUUCAAUCACUGAAACUAUGUUCUCGUUUGUAAUCUACCCGAUGAUGAAUCUCAAAAUCACAGAUCUCCAUUAUUCACUUCUCAAAGCAUGCGUUUUCUUCUCAACAGGUAUCGUGGUAACAUCUGUAUCUGAUAAAGGAAUGGAAUUAAUGAGAAAUGAGUACGCGAAGCAUAAGAAUGCACUAUUGAAGUUAUUGAUGAAUGGAGUGGAAAAUUUCAGUGAGCAAACGGACAUUCUAUUCCAAAUCCAGGACGUACAAAACACUUUGGAGAGAAUAUCCGCCCACUUUGAUCAGGAAAUCCAAUAUUUCCAUUUUUUGGGACUUCCCAUCGUAAACAAGAAUCUACUCGUCGAAUGCCACAUUAAUAAA